This is a messenger RNA of Pseudomyrmex gracilis, 3147 nucleotides long. RefSeq lists its product as uncharacterized. Lineage: Eukaryota; Metazoa; Arthropoda; Insecta; Hymenoptera; Formicidae. The transcript is spliced from 5 exons. The coding region runs from base 300 to 1559 and encodes 419 amino acids. The record is from RefSeq and is a predicted model, not a curated record.
GGAUCGCGUUUCUUUGACGGCCUUUUUCUUUUCCGACAGCGCACAUCUCUCGGUGGUGUAAAAACAAAAAAAAAGAAAAUUAAAAUAAAAUAAAAUAAAAUAAAAUAAAAUAAAAAAUAAAAGAAAACCAGUCAAGAAGUCAUCGAGCAAUUUCGAAACCACGGGCCAGAGAUUGUUACGAUAAAGAACAUCUCAUUGUGGAGGGAAGCGACCAACUGAGAAGACAUCGACAUGUCACGAUCCUACCGAGCAAACGUCACGAAACCGAUGAAAGCGGUCACGUGACAAAAAUUGAGGUGAUGCUCGAAGAAGCACCGGACGCCGUCAAUGUCGGCUCCAUGUCAUCGCAACUGGAACCCACUUCUGAACUCAAUUCAACUCUCCCGGACGAUAUUGCAGAAACAGGUGCGGUAGUGGUGCGCGCCGAGGAGGCUCUGAUCGUCAUUUUCGUCCUGAUCCUGUGGGUCGCGGCCAUCGCUCUCUUUUUCAACCGAUGGGGCAAGAUUCGGAUGCUCGAGCCGUACCAACCGAAAUUUCAACAGCAACACCGACAAAGCUGCACGAUAGUCGACCCAAAUCCACUUCAGCAUCGGAGUUACUCGAAAUUCAACAUCCACUGCCUCGAGCAUCCGGUGCACCAGCUGAGCUGCAACUCGGCAACCGGGAGCGGACCGGCUCGAUUGCGACAGAACAGUGUGUUUGUGGGUUCAAGCUCGUCUCUGCUGCCGAUCAGUCAGGAAACGCCAAGACGCGCCAAGAGCGCGUUUGAUUUGCAAUCGUUGGUGCACGCGGAAGGCGUGGGGUCGCUGAACGAAGAGGACGAACGGGACGGCGACACGCUGAAGACUCUGAGAUCCUUCGGCGAGUCGACGCGGCUGUUGCAACGCGAACGCCGACCCAGCUCGUAUCAGUUCGAUCGUAUGGACGUUCUGGCGCGACCGACGUUGCAUCGUGAGCGCGGCAUGAGCAUCUGUCACUUCGAUCGCAUGGACGUUCUCCCCAGAUCGUUGCAGAGGGACCGCGGUAUGAGCGUUUGUCAAUUCGAUCGAACGGACGUUCUGGCCAGGCCGUCGUCGCAGCGCGAUCGCGGCAUGAGCAUCUGCCAGUUUGAUCGAACGGACGUUCUGGCCAGACCGUUGCAGAGAGAUCGCGGCAACAGUAUCUGCCACUUCGACAGAACCGACGUUCUGGCUAGGCCCACGUUCCCACCCGGCAAGUCGCUGCUGCGAGAGAGACGCGUGAGCGUGUGCAACUUCCUGGAGAGAACUUACGAGGAGUCGUUGGGCAAGAGCGAAGUUCUGCUAAGAGACAAACGUCAGUUGAGCGUCAACAACGUCGACAAAAUCGAAACUCUGGGUAAGUCACUGUCGCCCAGAGACUUUCGCGACAGCAGCAGCAGCAACGUAACGGACAGCAGGCAUCAGGACGAAGGCAACCAGGCGAAAUGUAACACGAUACCUUUGUUCAGAGAAAGAAAUAAUUCCGUGCAUCACUUCGAUCGUCCAUCCUGCAGCAAAACACCCGAUGUCGUUUUGGGAUACAAAGCUACGUGCGUUUAAGUCAAUAGCUCUCGUUCCCGAAACGACGUCAUUUGUGUUUUGAUGAUGACGGUCUGGCAUCGCGGAGUUUCCCUUGUACGAAAUACGGCUGUGAAACUUCUUGAUUAUCGCUUCGCUUUGCAGAAUUUAUCUCGCCUGUAAUUUCCUUGUAUUUUUUAUGAACUGCCGAAAGUAUCAGUAUCCCAACUGUUACCUCGACCCUUAUCGAAAUCCUUAUUACAGCGAUAACUCUCUAUUAGGACGUUAGGAAUAUAACCGUUGCGGUUUUCCUUAUUUCCUGAUUGACGCGAUAAAUGGGCUCGUUCGCUUGCUUCACAUCGACGUUGCAAGCGAAGCGAGAGACGAUCUGAUCUGUUUUGAGCGAAGAGACACGUUUCGAAUCUAUUUCCUGCGCGCGCGCGAAAUUUACAAAUGUAUCAGAGUCCUUACGUGCCCUCCGGAAAUUAGAAGCGCGCCGUGGCAACAGAGAGAAGUUCAAUAAUUUUACAGAGAUGUAUUUUUCCGAUGAAUUUUCUAUAUUUUCUUUUUUUUUUUUUUCUUAUCACUACACACAGUGGCUGAACGACGAAACCGUCCUACGGCGGAUUCAUCGUAUUCGCUUCAUGAAUGAUACAUAGCAGACAUUUUGAUGAAUUCGCCGAGGGACGCCGUAGAAUUUCUGUUCGUUACGUAACGGUUCGUUAGCGGUACAUUCGAGAGUUUUAGGCCGAACAAUGAAAUCGUAAAACGCGAGGGGAAAUAUAUAUCGUGAACAUAGUCGCACCAGAUUUUGGUAACGAUCGGCGGGGAAACGUGAAAAUUUUCAUCGGAUCAUCGGCCGGUCGGCGAAACGUUUUAUUUCGACACAUUCGCCAGCGGCCCAGAAUUUUUAAUUACAAUUCGUAACUAUGCGAGAUCCAAACCGAACGAACGUGGAGUAAUUAAUUUUACGGAAGAGAAACCGAAGCUUUAAAAAAAAAACUCGAUCGACCAACUCGUUUUCUCUCUUCGUCUCUGUUUCUUCUAUAUAUACACACACUCUCUCUCUCUCUCUCUUUCUCUUUUUCUCUAUCUUUAUUCCUGUAGACGUGAUUGUAGACGGAGACUUUUUCUCCGUUUUUUUCUCUCUUCUCUAUUUCUUCUUGGAACGUAAUCCGUCGUAGGAGCAAACCGUAGAAAUUGCUCUAUUAUCCGAAGACGAGGUCUCUUUUUAGCACCUCCUUCUACUCGUAGUACGUACAUAUACAUGCGGGCUCUCGCAAAUUGUCUGCACACGAAGCAAACGUAAAUCGGUCGACGCCGACGCCGACGGCGCGUCGCUCGAUCGUUCGAUCUACAAAACUUAUCAACGCCAACCAUCGAGCAUCAACGCGAACGAAAGAACGACACACAUGCUCAGGGAUUAUUUUAAAAUCUUUUUACUCGUCGUGAAAUAUAAAUCGCUCUCUCUAGUACGGAGUCAUUGAGAGUGCGCGUUUAGUUUUCACUUUGCAAUUAAACAUGAUUAAGCGGUGCCUAUUAUUAUAAUUUAGCAAGUAUUUCAUGGAUUAAUAUCAGACAUUUAUUCAAUAAUGAAACUUUACAGAGACACCAUUUUCAACAAAUAUAC